AUGGGGGUGCAAGGCUGCAGUGAAGGCCUGUUCCACGACUGCCUCUACGGCCGGCACGACAAGGGAUGGUCGCUCGGCAUCGUCCACGCGAAACCCGCCGGGACGCGCCCCGGCGGCGCCGCCGCGGACGCCCGCGCCCCGACCCGCUCGCGCUUCUACUUCUCCUUGAGCGCCGACAACUCGCGCUCGGCCACGACACUCGCAUCGCCCCGGCGCUAUGUCCCCGACGAGUGGACCCACCUGGCCGCCACCUACGACGGCCGGCGGCUCGACCUCUUCGUGAACGGCGCGCGGGUGGCCGGGUCUCGCGUGCCGGGCCGCGCAGGGCCGCUCUUCGCCCCAGGGGUGGCCGUCUGCAAGACGCUGGUGGCGGGUGGCGACAACGCGCGGGGCGGGCGCGCCUACCGCGGCCUCCUGAGCGGCCUGCGGCUCUGGCGGCGGGCGCUCGGCUCCGGCGAGAUCCGCGCGUGGGCCGAGCGAGGGGUCCGCUCCAGCGGCGACGGCGACGCGCCCGCGGCGGAAGUCGCGGGCGGCGACGACUUCGGCGAGCUCGAGGACGGCGGCUGGUCGACGGUCGAGGGGGGCACCUACCCCACCGUCCGGUCGGUGGGGGCGAGCGGCGCGGGGACGGCGGCCGAGCCGGUGCCGGUCCCGCCGCCGUGCGGGCGGACGGCGUGCGACGACGUGCGCGUCGUCUCCAGCUACGACGGCCACUGGCCGCUGCGCGAGCCCAAGGUGGCGCGCUACCGCCUGGUCAACGUCUACGGGGCCCCCGGCGAAAACCCGACGGUCAGCCGCGAGCAGGUCGAGGAGCAGCACCGCGUGCUCAACCAGGCCUUCCAAAGGUACAACAUCUCCUGGGAGCUCACCGUCGUGGACGUUGUUAAUGCCUCGCUGCGCCAGCGCAUGAUCCUGGCCAACUGCGAGCACGCCAAGGUGGGCGAUGGGCACUGCGACCCCGAGUGCAGCCACCCCUUGACCGGCUACGAUGGGGGUGACUGCCAGCCACCCUCCGGCCACCACCCAUCGUCCUCCUCCUCGCCGCCGUCGUCAUCUUCGUCGUCGGGGCACGCGGCCGAUUGCGAUUGGGACGCGAUGGCGAACGGCGUUUGCGACCCCGAGUGCAACAUGGCGGAAAACGCGUUUGACAACGGGGACUGCUGCGAGCAGACCUCCGGCAAGGUGACGGAGACCUGCUUCGAUCCCGAGUCGCCCAACAGGAUCUACCUGGAUGUGGAGGAGCUCCAGGAGAUGUUGAUGCUCGACGGCUCGACGCAUCUCAACGUCUACUUCGCAAACUCCGCCGGCGAGGACCUGGCCGGAGUGGCCACUUGGCCCUGGGAUAAGAAUGCCCUCACCCACCUCGGUGGUGUGGUGCUCAAUCCCACGUACUAUGGCAAGGCCGGCCACACGCACACCAUCAUCCACGAGCUGGGCCACGUCCUCGGACUGUACCACGUCUUCCGGGGGGUGUCGGAGACCGAAUCCUGCGACGACCCCUGUCGGGAGACCACGCCGUCGCUGGAGACGGGAGACCUGUGCGCCGACACGGCCCCUACGCCGCAGAACAAGCUGUGCCACGACCCGGAGCCUCGCAACGACACCUGCGGCCAGCGCCACUUUCAGCACACGCCAUUCAACAACUACAUGGGCUACGGAGACGAUGACUGCACCGACUCAUUCACGCCGAACCAGGUGGCGCGCAUGCACUGCUACCUGGACCUGGUGUACGAGGGCUGGCGCCUGGACGCGCCCCCCCCCCCCGUGCCGAUGCCGCCGAUCCCCGUCGCCCAGGACGAGGGCUCCCUCACCCUGCAGUGGAUGCCCCCCGUCAACGGCCACGUCUUCCAGAGAGAAGCGGGAUCUGCGUGCGACCUCUGCGGAGAGGACGGGCGUCUCGCGCAGUUCGCCCACUCCGCCUCGUCCCCCGGUGCCUUCAACCCCUCGGGACACUGGAGCCCGAAGGAAGCGGAGGGUCCCCCGGAGGUGGAGAGGCCGUGCGAGUCCAGCCUGCGCUCCUGGAGCCCCGAGCUGCGCUCCGGGCAGCGGCGCAUGCCGGCGGCGAGGUGCCCCCAGCCGUCCGGCUGCGUCCUGGAGCUCUCCUUCAGCCUGCCCAGCCUCCCCGAGCUCCUCAGCAUCUGGGUCACCUACAUCUUCCUGCACAACUCCCACCCCAUCAAGGACCUGGUCAUCCUCACGGCCGACGGGAGGAACGAGUCGCUGGGACCCCAGACGGUGUUUUGCGACGUGCCGCUGACGGUGCGCCUGGACUGGCUGCUGGCGCCGGUGGAGUCGGUGCGCAUCCACACGGCGGACGAGCGGCUGGAGGUGGACGCCGCGCUGCUGCGCUCGGCCCCAGGCGACGGGCGCUGCUCCCGCUGCCGCCCGCUCUCCUACAAGCUGUCCCGCUCGCCGCUGUUCCACCCGCACGGGCACGUGGCCGUCGACGGGCCGUCGCGCAGCUUUCGUGGACAGGUCCGUGGAGCCGGGAGCGACGUACGCGUACCAGGUGGCCGUCUCGACGACGUACGGAGACUCGCAGCCCUCGCCGCCGCUCGUCUACACGCACGGCGGACCCCGCUGUGGGGGGGACGCUGCGGCGCACGGGUGUACCUGCAACGCCUGCAGCACCUGCCUGCAGCGGCUGGCGGCUCACGGCACGGCGCGGUGCGACGACGAGGCCGGCAGCCGGUGCGAGGUGCUCUGCGGCAAGGGGCACCGAGCGAGGACGGGCAGCAGCCCGCGGCGGACGGGGACCCGCAUCAGGCGGGAGUGACCCGCGUGGAGGGCCAGGGGGAUGAGCGCGUUGCCCGCCGGCCCGUCGACUGCGGCGUCCCGAGUUGGCACCUCGUGUACCACGCCCACUUCAGCUACCCCCACGGGACGAGCUACGGUGCCCGCACCACCUUCGUCUGCCUCCCACCCGCCAAACUGCAAGGUGCGAGCGCAGAGCUGCGGUGCCAGGAGGACGGACUGUGGUCCCUGCCGGAGGCGUACUGCCAGCUGACGUGCCGGGCCCCGCCGCCCAUGGCCAACGCCGUGGCGCGCACCGACCGCUGCAAACACGACGGACAGGAGGUCGGCUCCUCCUGCAAGUAUCGCUGCGAGCCGGGACACCACGUGCCGCUCACCAGUCGCAAGGGGUUCAAGGUGAGGUGCACGGACAGUGGCCACUGGGAGGAGGGCGGCUGCGUGCCCGUGCAGUGCCCCCCGCUGCCGCCAGUGCUGCACGGCUCCUACACGUGCACGCAGCGCUGGCAGCUCGGCUCCCGCUGCUGGGUCAACUGCAGCACCGCCAGCGCCAGCAAGAACCACACAGUGAUCCGGUGCAGCAAGAAUGGACGCUGGAGUGGGGAACUGCAGCUGUGCCCGCACGAGCAGGGCGAGUGCACCGCCCCGGACCCUCCGUUCAUCAUCACAUGCGACUGCCCUACCGGAUACGGAAUAGGAUCCGUGUGCAAAACAAGCUGCCUGAUCCCACACAGCGACUCCGUUUUGCUCCCUGAGAAUGUCACCGUCCCGGAGAAGAUCACCGCCCCGUCGCUGCCGCACUGGUGGACACUCCCCACCAAAGUUGAGGAGAUCGUCUGCACGGGGAAGAAGAUGUGGCACCCCCCACCACGUGCCAUCUACUGCUUCCAAGAUUGUGAGUUAUGGGUCGGCGAUGGGUACUGUGACCCGGUAAACAACAACGCCUACUGCCACUACGACGGAGGGGAUUGUUGCGUGUCCACAUCCGCCUUCAAACAGGUGAUCACCGUUCCAGCCAGUUGUGACCGCAAGAAGGAGUGUGCCUGCCGUGAUCCCAGCGCCAAAGAGAAUGCACAGAAGCGGUGGGCGACGCGCCCACCGCUUCCCCCAUAGAGGGGACAACAGGGAGCUGCUGCUGCAGAUGGUGACACUGACGUGGCGGCAGCGGCGUCCGCUGCUCAUCGCAGGAGCUCACGGACAGAGUCCAGCGGCCGCCCUGGUCAAUGCCGUGGUGUUCGCUUACCAGAGAAGCACUGCGCGCCAGCUGCUUUGAAGAUCCUGUGAUGUCAUUCACAGCAGGCGCAAGCCACUGCGGGGCAAGAAUCGUGGUCCGAAUUUGUCGAAUUUGAAAAACUACCCCACACCAUUACACAGUUGUACCCCCCGACUGUGAAAACUUGGCAGGACCCUUCUCAAAAAAAGUUCAUGACUCUUUGAGGCCUUUCCUGGGUGAACAAGCAUUAAAUUGCUCGUAAUAUAUGUGGAUGAGUGUAAUGGCUCGGAUGGAUGUCGAAAUUAAUGGUUUAGAGGGCCGAAUGUACCCCGUCUGUGGUGUUUCCCAAAUGAAAUGUUACCAUUGCUACACAAAAUGGCCCCCUCAAAGUUCUCCCUUUCCACCUCUAACCCCCCAACCCAUCGAUGCGGUUAGUCGAUCGGUGGCGGGGUGAAGUGUGGUGGGCGUUUGCGACCACUUCAACAGCAUACCUACGACGUGAGCUUUCUAAAGCUCCCUCUAGUUGAGGCAUUCCUAGCGGCAGCGGUGUUAGUAAAGCGAUCGACUGCAGGGCCGCACCUUUACCCAAGCGUGAAGGGCAUGUUUAGGAUCUUGCUAAAGCUCAUGAAAGCCACUCCACUUGCAUGGUUAGGCAGGAUGUGGCAGCCAUUUUAUAACGAGAUGAUUUUGGUUAUAUUCUUCAUUGUAUUAUUUUGUGGUUUUCUUGCUGACUGACUGUUUUGUUCGUGUUUCCCUCGGCAGGUGCAGAAAUAUUUGGUGCUAUUUAAUGUAUUGCAAUGUAUUGCAAUGUGCGUAAAUGUUUACGUUUCAAAUGUCUGCGGAGUGCUUCUCGGGCCUUUAAGUUUAGCAAUGAGAUGUUGUUUGAAAGCCCCGAGAGGCAAUGUUUUCAUUAAUACAUUGCGUAACAUGCAUUUUCUCAAUUAAUUCUGUCGGUUAAAGGGCAAAACAUUAUGGAAAAUGUAUUUAGAUGAUUUAAGCGCUUCCAUUUUUGUAAGAUGAGCUGCUGAAUGAAUGAAAAUGAAUUUUUUGCCAAAGUUGAAAUUAAAACUUGAGCGAGCCAGCACACCUUGGCAGAUGCAAACAUCAACGACUCCUCUAAAGAUGCAAACAUCCCCCUGUGUGUCUGCACGCUAUUAGAGAUGGAAUAAAUGCCCGACCCCUUACAUGUUUUCUUCUUGUUAUAGUAUUUAGGUCUAUAUUGUUUUGUUGCCAUUGCCAAGUUGAAACACGGUACGUUGUGAAACCGUGCAGACCACACGCAAGCAGGGAAAUGUUUGCGAAAAAAGCCUUUCGCGAAAACUGCCAAGUCUAAAUCGGUGCUAGAAACCAGUUAUCACAAUUCCACGUGUUUUGUUUGCCGAGAAGAAGAAGAAAAUGGACUAAGAUGCGGGGGGAGGAGGGGAAAAUCGUCGGAAAUUGUACAUAUCAAUGAUGCCUUGUGGUGUCGGUGCGAUGGGGCCAUCUGUGUGUCAGUCUGUCUCUUGAGAUGCACGUCCUAGCAACAUUUCUCACUUCCUGAAGAUUUGUGGCCAGAUUUCAAGACUGUUUUUGCCAGUUAUUAUUAUUUUAAAUCUCUAACCCUCUCCUCAUCCAAAGUGUCAAGUCCAGAGUCUUGGAUAUUUCGCAAACCCCCUCCCCCCGCCCCUUUUAUCACUUGGCAUAAUACAAUGUGAGCAA
Molecule: messenger RNA, 5662 nt
Organism: Lethenteron reissneri (Far Eastern brook lamprey)
Lineage: Eukaryota; Metazoa; Chordata; Hyperoartia; Petromyzontiformes; Petromyzontidae
Product: pappalysin-1-like
Biological process (GO): cell surface receptor signaling pathway; proteolysis
Molecular function (GO): metalloendopeptidase activity
Source: RefSeq, a predicted model, not a curated record